Mercenaria mercenaria is the source of this 4412-nucleotide messenger RNA. RefSeq names its product transcription intermediary factor 1-alpha-like. Bases 203 to 3049 code for a protein of 948 amino acids. Gene Ontology annotation, biological process: positive regulation of DNA-templated transcription. Gene Ontology annotation, cellular component: chromatin; nucleoplasm. The record is from RefSeq and is a predicted model, not a curated record. Gene Ontology annotation, molecular function: ubiquitin-protein transferase activity; zinc ion binding. The transcript has 9 exons. Lineage: Eukaryota; Metazoa; Mollusca; Bivalvia; Venerida; Veneridae.
GUAAGGUAUUCAUUUCGUGUCAAAAUCGAUUUGGAUCUACAUCAAGAUGUAUUGGAAAUAAUCAGAUAGAUCAAAAAUGUUAAUUAUGUGUUCAAAGCGAUUGUUUUAUUGUUAAAGCCUAUACUGGAUUAUCAAUAGAGAAAAUUGUAUAACUUUGGGUAAAUUUGCUUAAGUGUAUAGGAUCUGUAUAAUUGGAUAAUUUAUGCAAUACAAAAUGGCAAACAUAGAUGAUCUUGACGAGGACUUCAUUCUCUGUAAUGUCUGCAACAACGAAUACGAUGAAGACCAUAGAGCACCGAAACUGUUGCCAUGCCUACACACGCUUUGUAACGACUGCGCACUCAAUUCUGCGCAUGGGUCAAAUCUAAAAUGCGCACUGUGCCAAGAAGAGCACCAAAUUUCCAGUGACCUUGACUUUUUAAAAGACAGUACUAUGACCAAUAUGAUGGACAUGAUCAAGCUGCAACGAAAACCUUCCAGUAUUCUCUGUUCGGAUUGUCCCGAUAACAACAACGGAAACGCAUUUUGUAAAGAUUGUUACGUGUUUCUGUGCAAGGAAUGCACAAGUGCUCAUAAGCGCACGCAACUUACAAGACGCCAUACUCUUCUGACCCUCGAGGAACUAAAGAAUGCUGGGAUUGGCAGUUUCACGCGGAAGGAGAUGUGUUCACUUCCGGGGCACGAGGAUCAGCCAUUUUCAUUCUACUGUGAGAAUGAAGAAUGCCAGAAACCGGUCUGCACGCAGUGUGUUGUUGGUGAUCAUAGUCAAACAAAUGGUCACUCGAUUAGAAGUUUAAACGAAAUAUACGAAGAGAAUAAACUUUUAGUUGAACGCCUUGUCGGAGAACUAUUGAGUAAAAUUUCCGGUGUCAGUUCCGAUGCUAAAACGCUGGAGUCUGAAGAGGGUGUUGUCGAAACUAAACAAACUGAAAUUAGUAAAGAAAUAGACUCUUUGUUUGAUUCUUUAGAGAAGCUUUUGCAGAACAGACGGGAAAAGUUAAAACAGAGGGUGGUUGUUAUAUGUGAAGAAAGGAAAAAUGAAAUCAAAGCUCAACUGACCCAGUUACAGAAAUGCAAAUCAGACAUGGAAAACUCCUGUAACUAUUCUUCUAGAAUGUUAGUAUUUACAAAUAAACCCGAGUUUUUGCAGCUCAAGGAUGUUGUUAUUGACAAACUGAGCCAAAUGGUGGACAGUGAAUACGAAACAAACGUGCCAGAAUCAACGGAACUGAGUUUUGACGCAUGCGUAGAGCAAGACAGAUUUGAAGAAAUCGUUCAGAAUAUCGGAGACAUCCGGACAAACUUCUACAUCGGAAACGACAAAACGUCUCCAAAAAUAAAUGGAACAGCCGAUGUUUCAGAAAAGUAUGUUCUUCCAUAUAGAGGUUGUCCCAAAAACCCUCCAGGAAAAUACACAACGAACAAACAUUCGCCAGUGACCCCGACGAAAGAAAUAAGACUGGUAGGAAAGCCGGAAUCACUGAAACUUGAUCUCCAUAGCAACAACAAUCAUCACAAACCAGUCAUUAAAACAACAAAGGUGUCACCAACAAACGAAAACGUGCUGGGAAGGCCCCUGUCUCUCAAAUCUCCAGUAAUUUCUCCAACCAAACAGCCGACUUCUCUCGGAGACUUUCUCAAUGAACUUCAUCAUCAAACAAGGGAGAUUAUUCGUGAAAAGAAAUAUCAGUGGAUGUUAGAUGAACUCCAGACAAAAAGUAAAAUGUUUCUUAAAGAUAGAGACGAUUAUGAUGAAUCUCAAGAUCUUGCUGAUAAAGAUCCCGAGCGACAGCUUCCUAAGGCUCCAUCCUUGCCCCCUGCCUUGUCACCAUCACGACAAAGGUCACCCGGUACCCCACCAUAUACGCCUCCAGUGUAUGCGACUCAAUCGCAGAUUUACCAGACAUACAACACAACCGGAAGCCCUGGUAUCAAAACUCCACCUAUAGGGGAAGUGACGUCAUCAAGCAAAAAUGGCCUAACGUCUCCAACGACUAAUGGAAAGGGGGAGGACAACUCGUAUAUACAAAAUUCUAGAAAAGGCCAGUCUAGUGUGAACGCCAGUAAGAGUCAGGUUGUUCCUAAACUGAACCUAUAUGGAAUAAAUUCUCCCAUAAAAACCGGGAGCUCCAAGAUGGAUCGGCUGCAGAACAGCCUCGAUAUCAACGGACAGACUAAAACCGGAAAUGAUGUAAAGUUUCCAAAACCGAAAACAAAGUCACAAACUGUCACAUGGAACUUGGAUCAAAAAGAGACAAACGAAACGCCAAAGAAACAAAAUAUAUCGACUGUGCCGAAAUUGACAGAAAGUUCUUUUCCGGAAGUAAAGCAACCGUCGCCAAGGAAACCCCCGUCUGACAAAUUGAUUGUAUUUGGAGACAUAGCAUGUCCAGAUUUUCAGAUGGACUCAACCUCGGCUCAUCACGAGCGGGAGGUCAGCAAAGACGGGAGAACGCUCAGAAACAAAAAGACCGACAUCUUUAGCGGUGGUGGAAUCGAUCUGGAAAAUAGCCUCGUCCAGUACAAAGGGGCAAUUGGGACGAUUCCAUUUCAAGAACAGGGGAAAUUUUAUUACGAGGUUGACGUCGUUUAUAAUAUUCAACAGCCGCUCGAGGAAACAUGGCUCGUGUUUGAAAUCGGUUUAUGCAGGCUUGAUGACGUAGACAUGCAUCACACAGUCGAGCGACACGAAUUUGCGCGGUCAUUUUAUGUUGCCAGAUACCCGGAAGACGGAAAACUGACAAUGGAAUUUUGGCACAAUCGGGAUCUCUUGAAUUUUAUGCCUUUGUCGGAUAACAGUGCUGGAAUAGAAGUGCGUAUAACGUACGGAUUUCUUGUAGAUAUACGUCGCAAGAAAUGGGUGGUCGUUGAUUGUAACAAUAACAAAGUAUUGCACAGCUUUGACAUGUUGGAUUUUACCGAAGCGCUGCAUCCAGUAUUUGGUUGCUAUAACCCUGACCUUUGCACCGUAGAGAUGACCUUGAAAACCGGAAGUGAGAUCACGAUGAUCCCACAAUGCUUGAAACAACCAAGUUACGGAUCAACGUAAACUGUUUGUCUUGGUAGACAGCGCAUUUUUAUACCAUACAAUAUUAAGUUAAACAGUCACGUAUCAUUUAAAUCUUGAUAAACAAAUUUCAUGUAACCCCAACAUCUGUCAAGAUGGAGAACCCUUGUUUUAAUUUUUAUACAGUUUAUAAGCUAUAUUAAGGCACAUAAACCGCAGUUCCUUUUUCAUUUGAUUGUAGACAUACAGUCUGUUGAGUUCAAAUAAUCUGUAAUAAAGUUAAUUUCUUUCGUCAGACUGAAACUGAUAUUUUCACAGAAAACCAUUUUCUAUCUACUAAUAGAAUGUGCUAUUAAAGAGGAUUUUAUAGUAGAGAUAUUUGCUUUGAAGAACUUUAACGACAGAUGCCAGUCUAACUGGACUGUAACUGUGCUGUUUUCAGAGUCAGUUUGGAAAGGCUUACGCCAAGAUAAGAAGAAAAGGAAAAACAAAACAAAACUUUUUUCAGUCUAAAAUCAUUACUGAGUCUAAAAGUGCUCUUUUAUGUUCUUAUUAUACGCAUUUUUUUUUUAGAAAAAUCGUUAUUAGAAUCUGUUUUAGGAACAACUUACAUAAACUUUCAGUACAAUGAAGCAAAAUAUAUCUAAAUUUUACCGUGGGUCUCAGUCGUUUCUGUAAUUUCCGGGAAAGUUAAAUCAAGGAAGCUGAAUCCCCUAUUUAUGUGUUAACAUAAUGACAGUUUUAUUAUCUCGUUGGUAACGAGAUAGUUCACAAGUAAUAUUUGAGCCGCGCCAUGAGAAAACCAACAUAGUGGGUUUGCGACCAGCAUGGAUCCAGACCAGCCUGCACAAACGGCAUAAACUCUCAGAUCAUUACCAAAUCUCCCUUUCACUCCCAUAUGAGCCGCGCCAUGAGAAAACCAACAUAGUGCAUUCGCGACCAGCAUGGCUCCAGAACAGCCUGCGCCUCCGCGCAGUCUGGUCAGGAUCCGUGCUGUUCGCUAACGGUUUCUCUAACUGCAAUAGGCUUUGAAAGCGAUCAGCGUUGAUCCUGACCAGUCUGCGCCAAAGCCACUAUGUUGGUUUUCUCAUGGCGCGGCUCAUUUAUAAAAGAUGACACAUGUUCAGUCACUACUGCAGAGAACUAAUAUAUCAAAUAUCUUGGUUAAUCACCAGCUCCAACGAUCUUACUCCGUCCAUUUUGUUUUGCUUUGUAAUUGUUUAUAACAUGUAUUAAAAUUACCGUCCAAAUAUGUUUGCGAUUUUGUUUUCGUUAUAUAAUAAAAUAUAUAUCUAAGUAAUUUAUUGAGUUUGAAAACGCAUUUAUUUAUGUGAUAGUAUCUAUACUAAUUGUAUUUAUAACAUGUUCAGUUGUAAUAUAUAUGUAAAAUAAACAUAUGGUAUAA